AGUGGAAGAAAUUCUUCACCAAAUUCUACAAAAAAAAAAAAAACCUUCAUCCCUGCAUCACGAGAAGAAAGAUUCUUGAAAUCUUCAUCCCCACGGCGACAAUCCUCGCAAAACUCCAUGGGUUUAAGAGGAAAUUACCAUCCCUAUAAAAGUGCACUGGUUUUUCAAUCAUGGAGCUGGUGCCUUCAUUUGCGCAAGAGCCUAACACAGAUGGUUUUGCCCCAAUUCACCUGGCGACAGCUGCAGGGCACUUACAAGUAGUGAGGGAGCUUUUAAACAAGGGGGAUUUUGACCUGUGUUUGUUGAAGGACAAAGCAGGGAGAACGCCACUCCAGCAUGCAGCCAUGAAAGGGAGGAUCCAUACCAUAGAUGAGUUGCUAUCAAAGUGUCCUCAUCAAAAAGCCAUGGAGCAAGUGACUCCCAACGGUGAAACUGUUCUACACUUGGCAGUGAAGAACAGUCAAUUUGAAGCAUUCAAAGUACUGUUUGAAAUAUCAAAAAAGCUAGAGGAUUAUGAGGGGCGAGUAAAUGCAAAAGAUAAGGAAGGUAAAACCGUCUUUGAGAUUGCAAAUGCAAAUGCAUCAAAUCAUGUUCAGGAUGAAAACUUUGCUACCCGUUGUCGCCACAAUGAUAGCAGCGGUAACGUUCCAAGCCGGGUUGAAUCCUCCCUCAUCUAUCUGGGAAAAAGGAGUCCAUCUUGAUAACAAAUGCAUUAUACCUAC
Molecule: messenger RNA, 722 nt
Organism: Rubroshorea leprosula
Lineage: Eukaryota; Viridiplantae; Streptophyta; Magnoliopsida; Malvales; Dipterocarpaceae
Source: the annotation of a GenBank genome assembly